Molecule: messenger RNA, 2372 nt
Organism: Odontomachus brunneus
Lineage: Eukaryota; Metazoa; Arthropoda; Insecta; Hymenoptera; Formicidae
Product: alkaline phosphatase 4-like
Exons: 8
Coding region: 239-1939 (566 amino acids)
Biological process (GO): dephosphorylation
Molecular function (GO): alkaline phosphatase activity
Source: RefSeq, a predicted model, not a curated record
CGGCCUUUGAAACGCUAUAUAAAGUGACAAAGCUGGCUCGUUCGCGGGCUCGCUCGGGUAUCUCCGCUUCGGCUUAAACUCGCGCUUUCCGGCCGCGUCGCGAUUUGGAAAGAAUUACGAUCACGGUUUUUCCACGAGUUCCUAUCGGCAGCCGAUCAAGCAGUAGACGCGACGAGGUGAUUACACGUGAUUCUCGAUUUAAAAAACGCUCCGCCGCAGUGCCGUUUCUCUUCCGAGGAUGUCACGUUUUAAAUCAUGUAUCGCUCAGGAAAAAAAAACAUUUACAAUGAAGUGUUGUAUCUUGCUACUUUGCGUCGUGGCGGUUUUACGGAAUUCUGAAGCGCUGUCUAAAGGAUCCACGAAUUACGAAGAUAUGUCCUUCUGGCUGAAGUCCGGCCAAGAGACCCUGCACAAGAUCCUGACCCACCGGAACAACGAGAACCGUGCCAGGAAUGUGAUCAUCUUCAUCGGAGACGGUAUGGGUCUGUCUACCAUCACGUCCGGCCGAAUUUACAAAGGUCAGCUCAAAGGCCUGUCUGGUGAGGAAUAUCAACUCGCGUUCGAGAAGUUCCCCAACACCGGUCUCGCCAAGACUUACAACGUGGACAUGCAGGUACCUGAUUCCGCGGGAACGGCCACUGCUAUGUUCUCCGGCGUGAAAUGUCGAUAUAGUGUUUUGGGACUGGAUGCUAGAGCUCAGAGGAAGCAAUGCGACAAAAAGAUCAACGAAGUUAGCAAAUUGACGACAAUAGCUGACUGGGCGCAACAGUCUGGCAAAGACACUGGUUUUGUUACCACAACUCGUGUGACCCACGCCACCCCUGCGGCAUUGUACGCGCAUACUAACAGUCGAGAUUGGGAGUGCGACACCAAAAUUCCGACGGACCAGAGAACUUGUGUCAAGGAUAUCGCGAGACAACUUAUGGAGGAUGAACCGGGAAAUAAAUUCAAAGUUAUCAUGGGUGGCGGUGGACAAUAUUUGGGUGUGCCUAUGAAAUCAGAUGAUGCAGACUCUUGUACACGGGACGACGGUAGAGAUUUGGUGAAGGAAUGGCAAGCGACAUAUCCGGAAGGGAAAUUCGUCAACAACACGCAAGACCUCAUGUCCGUCGACAUUAGCAAAACGUCUCACGUUCUCGGAAUUUUCUCGGGCAGUCACAUGCCCUAUCACGCCGUGAAGAACAGCGAGACGCCUUCGUUAUCCAAUAUGACAUUGCAAGCCAUAAGAAUGUUGAAGAAGAACAAAAACGGAUUUCUUUUGAUGGUGGAAAGCGGUAAAAUCGAUCUAGCUCAUCAUGCCAACUUCGCGAAGCUAGCAAUGCGUGAAUUAUCAGAGCUCGAAGAAGCGAUCCUAAUAGCUCUUCAGCAGGUGAAAGUGGAGGAAACAUUGAUCAUCGUCACUGCUGAUCACUCGCAUUCGUUUUCAUUAAACGGAUAUCCUAAGAGAGGCAAUGACAUCCUUGGCUUCGGUAAUAAACCCGAUGAACCGAACGUCAAGCCUUACGAAACACUAGCCUACAUUAACGGUCCAGGAUUUUAUUACCAUCGAAAAAACGACAGUAAUAACGUCAACGAGACCUGGAGACAAGUCAAAGAGGAUACAACUCGCGGUGAACCUUUUUAUAGAAACUUUGCCGGCAUCUACCUCAAAGAUGAGACUCAUGGUGGAGAAGACGUCGGGGUUUACGCUAUUGGCCCCUAUGCGCAUUUGUUUCGAGGUACUUUUGAGCAAAAUUAUAUUGCUCACGCCAUAGCAUAUGCGGCAUGCUUCAAAGACUGGCCAUCUCAUUGCGAUGACGCUUAUCAUCGUUACUUUUACGCCAUCAACACCGCAAAACAAAAUAGCAAAUGGGACAAUUCAGCAGGACAAAAUAUCAUAUCGUCCACAAUAGUUACGAUAGUUCUCUCACUGACGGUAAUAUUUUUACAAUUUUGCUAAAUAUGAGUACCCAAAUAUGUAUUCGUAAUUAAUUUAAAAAAAAUUUACUUUGAUACAUUUCUCUGAAGAGUUUUUAUCUAUCGGCCAUUAAGAGUAAAACGUGUUUAUAAUAUAAUAUCACGUAUCAAACAUAAAUACUAUUUAAUAUUGCCAUCAAAAUAUAAAAAAUAUGAUUUUGUUCCAUAUUUUUGUACAGUAAAUUUCGUGAUAUGUAAUAGUCAAAAUUGUAUAAAAAAUUUUGUAAAAAACACUGCAAUUUUGAAAAUUGUAUAAAAAAUUUUGUAAAAAACACUGCAAUUUUGAAAAUUGUUAACAUUCUUUUCGAAGUACAAACAGAAUGAAAACGUUUUAUGUACUUUUAUGUGUUACUUAUACAAAGAAAAUAGAUGUAUAUAUUUGUGCAUAUACAUAUUACUACAUAUUUAUAUUACUA